UACCAAGCUAACCACCAUUCUAAUUCUUCAUAUAUAUAAAACUUCUUUUUACUUCCUCUAUCCAAGAAUAUCCUUUAUAUAUAUAAUUCGUUUCUUCUUCUAAAUCCAGAUAACUUCAUCACCACAGUGAGCUUUUAAUUUCCUCUAUUUGCUGACAUGGGUUUGCAUGGAUUUGGAUGAUCCAUGAUAUAUUGUUGCAGUUAACCAUUGCUUUCAAUCAAGGAUCUCUUCUUUUGUUUUUUUUUUCUUAUACGUUCUGUCAAAUAAAGUGGCUUUUGAUGACUUUUCAGUGUACUUCUAGCCCUGGAAGUUUUAGUUUUUUCGUUUUUCGAUUAGCUUAAGAUGAGAAUUGUGCAAAACCUAAUGGAGCUUCUGAGGCAACUUGUGGGAUUGGAAGGAUGGGAUUAUUGUGUUCUAUGGAAACUCAGUGAUGAUCAAAGGUUUAUUGAGUGGAUGGAUUGCUGUUGUGCUGGAAUUGAGCUGGUCAAUGAUGCUAAGAACAACAUUAAUGGCAGAGAAGAACUUCAUUUUCCAGUCUCUCCACUUCUUCCUUGUAGGGAUGUUCUAAUUCAGCAUCCAAGAACCAAAUCUUGCCAACUUCUUUCUCAACUUCCUUCUUCAAUUCCCCUAGACUCUGGGAUUAGCCAUGCACAGACCUUGAUUACAAAUCAUCCCAGUUGGAUAAACUUCUCUAAUGCCUCAGAUGCUGAUAUUAUGGAGGAAAGAGUUUGGACUAAGGUUUUGAUUCCAGUGGUAGGAGGACUGAUUGAACUGUUAGCCACUAAAGAAGUACCUGAAGAUCCAUAUGUGAUUGAUUUUAUCACAGCUCAGUGCAACAUAUCAGUGGAUCAUCAGGAAGCUGCAAUGAUGAACACAAGCAACAUGGAUGUGCAUGAGAUGAACAAUGAUAUCCAUUUGGCCUCCCAAAUUUCAACAACCUUAGAAAAUUUAGAUCAUCAUGAGGUUCCAUAUGAUAUCUCCAUUGAUCGAAUUCAUCUAUGCAGUAGUAGUGCCACAACUUCUCCUAUGAACUUCUUGCAGCAAUUUAAUUUUACUGCCUCAGAAAAUAAUAAAACCAGAACUUCUGAUGUCUCCUUUGAAGGAUCCCAUCAAGAUCACCAUCAUCAUCGCUUCCUUUCUGAUGAUAAGCAAAUGAACCCGUUUCAUGCUUCACCACACUAUGGGGUUCAUCAAGAGAUGGAUGCACAUAACGCAAUCAAUAAUUCAGCAUUGCAUAUGCAGUUCAUGGAGGCUAAUUUGGCCGAUGAGGAGCAGUUUCAAGGGAAUGAAAAGGACUCCAACAAGCCGGAGAAUGGACGGUCAGAUUCAAUCUCGGAUUGUAGUGAUCAGAUUGAUGAUGAUGAGGAUGAUGAUGCUAAGUAUAGAAGAAGAACAGUCAAGGGACCUCAAUCUAAAAACCUUCUAGCUGAGAGGAGAAGAAGAAAGAAACUCAAUGAUAGGCUUUAUGCUCUUCGUGCUUUGGUUCCCAAAAUUUCUAAAUUGGAUAGAGCUUCUAUCCUGGGGGACGCCAUAGAAUUUGUGAAGGAGCUGCAGAAGCAAGAAAAAGAGCUUCAAGAUGAGCUGGAGGAGCAUUCAGAUGAUGAGGGUGCCAAUAACAUAGUGAAGCCUGAGAAUUCCAGUCAAAGUGGAACAAUUCUUGGGGCUAAAACUGAACAUGAUAAAGCUUCAAACGGGACAUUUCAUCAUGUGGGUGCUGCUUUGGGUAAUGGCAAUGGUGUUGCUCAAUUGCAGAAUCAGGACUUAGAAAUUACCAUUGACAAGACACAACAAAUGGAGGCGCAAGUUGAAGUGGCUCAAUUAGAUGGAAAGGAGUUUUUCAUUAAGGUUUUCUGCGAACAUAAGCCUGGAGGAUUUGUGAGAUUAAUGGAAGCUUUGAAUUCAUCGGGUCUGGAAGUGACAAAUGCAAAUGUGACCAGUUUUAGGGGACUUGUUUCUAAUGUGUUCAGAGUAGAGAAAAGAGAUAGCGAGAUGCAAGCUGAUCAUGUGAGGGAUUCCUUGCUGGAGCUAACAAGAAACCCAUCUAGAGUUUGGCCUCAUGAGAUGGCAAAAGCUUCAGAAAGCAUCAGUGGAAUGGGCCACAAUCAUCUUCAUCAUCUCGACCAAGAGCACCACCUUCAUAAUCACCAUAUAAGUUCCUACCAUCACCAUCUUCAUAAUUAAGUCUAAUUAUAUGUAUGAUUGUCAAUAAGGACAGCUUAAUACAGAAACACAGUGCUAGAACUUUGAUCUUCAAUCAAUGGACACUGGAUUAGCUUUGUUUGUUUCAA
This is a messenger RNA of Mangifera indica (mango), 2288 nucleotides long. RefSeq names its product transcription factor ABORTED MICROSPORES-like. The transcript has 8 exons. Gene Ontology annotation, molecular function: sequence-specific DNA binding; DNA-binding transcription factor activity; protein dimerization activity. Lineage: Eukaryota; Viridiplantae; Streptophyta; Magnoliopsida; Sapindales; Anacardiaceae. Bases 343 to 2181 code for a protein of 612 amino acids. Gene Ontology annotation, cellular component: nucleus. Gene Ontology annotation, biological process: regulation of DNA-templated transcription. The record is from RefSeq and is a predicted model, not a curated record.